Molecule: messenger RNA, 802 nt
Organism: Drosophila bipectinata
Lineage: Eukaryota; Metazoa; Arthropoda; Insecta; Diptera; Drosophilidae
Gene: MAGE
Product: MAGE
Cellular component (GO): nucleus
Source: RefSeq, a predicted model, not a curated record
UCGUAUUUUUGCAUUUAAUUUUAUAUUUGACAACUAUUAAGGACAAUUGGAUUCAAAGAUGGCUAGCACAUCUCGCGCUGCUAGAAGUCAGACUGUAAACCUAUCUCAGACAAGCGCGUCACAGCACGUGACUGAAGUAGACGACAAAGUGCGCGGCAUUUUGAACUACAUCCUGGAUCACUCGGCUGAAAAGAUUCCAAUCAAGGAAAAGGACUUACUCGCCACGGUUGGGGACAGAAAAGAAGUGGUACGCCGCCUACCGCUCGUCAUCAAUUUGCUGAGCACACGGUUUGGCAUAUUAUUCAAACCGAUCGAUGCCACCAGCAAGACGUUUAUUUGCACUGCGGAGACUCCGAUGGCUUCCAUUUAUGAACUGACACCCACCCAGAGACCUCAAUACACGCUUCUAUAUCUCACCCUUAUGUACAUCUUUAUGCGAGGAAACCGCAUCGAAGACACGAAGCUGUACGGGAUGCUGGAAAUGCUGAACAUCUGUGUCGAUAAAGAACAUGGAUACUUUGGUCCCAACAUUCGCAAGCUGAUCGAGGAGACUUUCAUUAGGCAGCAGUAUCUAAAGCGGGAGCGCUCCGUGCUGAGCGCCUACGACGAUUCUAAGAUCUACUUCCUCUGGGGAUUGCGGGCUAAAGCUGAGAUCACCUACGAACAAAUGGUUCAGUUUGCAUCGAAACUUUUCAACAUGAAUCCAAUUCAGUUUGAUGCUCAUCUAAAGAUGGCAACUGAUAUGGACGCUCCGAAGGAUUAACAAUAAAUUAAAUAAAUAAUGUUAAUAUUUUUUUUAUUU